UUUCUCUGAUCGGUCAGAUGAGCCAGUGGAUCUGCACUAGGGCGGCCAACUUAAGCUUAGCGCUAUAACUCGCUGCACACUCCGCAGCACGCAGCGCUUCCAUUCCAUCAGCCGAGCCAUGACCAUGAUGAAGGCGCCCACGUCCACCUCCUACUCCUACCUCAUCCUGGCUCCCGUCGCCAUCCUGCUCCUCCUCUUUCUGCUCUCCUCACUCAACCGCACCGGCGCCGGCGGCGGCUCCGACGGCCUCGGCGUCCUCUGCGCCCGGCGCGCCGUCGCAGGCCACCCUGCCGCGGCUGUGUCGGCGCGGGCUGAGGCGGCGGAGCCGGAGCCGGAGCCGGAGCUGAGCCUGCUGGUCGGCAUCCUGACGAUGCCGAAGCGGCGGGAGCGGCGCGACAUCGUGCGGCUGGCGUACGCGCUGCAGCCGGCGGCGCAGGGCGCGCGGGUGGACGUGCGCUUCGUCUUCUGCAACGUGACGGACCCGGCGGAGGCGGCGCUGGUGGCGCUGGAGAUCAUGCACCACGGCGACAUCAUCGUGCUCGACUGCGCCGAGAACAUGAACGACGGCAAGACGUACGCCUACUUCUCGUCCGUGCCGCGGCUGUUCGCGGCGGCGCCCUACGACUACGUGAUGAAGACCGACGACGACACGUACCUGCGGGUGGCGGCGCUGGUGGCGGAGCUCCGUCCCCGGCCGCGCGACGACGUCUACCUCGGCUACGGCUACAACAUGAGCGGGGACCCGAAGCUGUUCAUGCACGGCAUGGGGUACGUGCUGUCGUGGGACCUGGCGAGCUGGGUGUCGACGGCGGAGGAGAUCCUGGCGCGGAACGACACGCUGGGGCCCGAGGACCUGAUGCUCGGCAAGUGGCUCAACCUCGCCGGCAAGGGCCGGAACCGGUACGACCUCAAGCCGCGGAUGUACGACCUCAGCUGGGACAUGGACAACCUGCGGCCGGACAGCGUCGCCGUGCACAUGCUCAAGGACAACCGCCGGUGGGCGACCACGCUCCGCUACUUCAACGUCACCGCCGGGAUCAAGCCGUCCGAGCUGUACCACCUGCCGUGAUCCAUCGCUUCUUCUGUUCGUGAUCCGUGCCGUGCGCCGUGUAUUCGUCAACACUGUGUAUCUAAUUAUUUUUAGAUGUGAGAUUUCGAUCGAACAUGCAUAUUGGCUGUAGAAGGAUGAGAAUGCACGUGUUGGCCGGCUCGAAGCCGCCGGGCAAGGUGCGGAAGCAUCUCGGGCUCGGGGCUUUGCUUCUCGAUGUUGCUGUCUUGCUGACGGUCGCAUGGACCUUGCCGUUCGUGCAUUUAUUGAUCGCGUCACGACGGUCGCCUUGUAGCGCGAUUCUGGGAUAAA
Triticum dicoccoides is the source of this 1360-nucleotide messenger RNA. Its product is annotated as beta-1,3-galactosyltransferase 6-like. NCBI's taxonomy places the organism in Eukaryota, Viridiplantae, Streptophyta, Magnoliopsida, Poales, Poaceae. Bases 119 to 1069 code for a protein of 316 amino acids. Gene Ontology annotation, molecular function: hexosyltransferase activity. Gene Ontology annotation, cellular component: membrane. The record is from RefSeq and is a predicted model, not a curated record. The transcript has a single exon.